This is a messenger RNA of Sciurus carolinensis (gray squirrel), 2798 nucleotides long. RefSeq names its product Rho family GTPase 3 (gene Rnd3). Bases 253 to 987 code for a protein of 244 amino acids. Gene Ontology annotation, molecular function: GTP binding; GTPase activity. Lineage: Eukaryota; Metazoa; Chordata; Mammalia; Rodentia; Sciuridae. The record is from RefSeq and is a predicted model, not a curated record. Gene Ontology annotation, biological process: small GTPase-mediated signal transduction. The transcript is spliced from 5 exons.
GCAGAGAGCGUGAAACAAAGCAGUCAGAUCGGAAUUGGACUUGGGAGGCGCGGUGUGGAGUCAGAGAUAAAACUUGUUGGAGGGGAGUAACGAGCCGGCUCUUCUCGUUCUCCUCCUCGUCUGCGCUGCGCUUCAGGGGUUCCCACCAGCCUUGCGAUUUAUUUUUAUAUAUGUUUUUUAUAUAGAGAGAAAUAUAUAUUUUUUUCUUCUUAAGAGAAAAUUCCUGUUUCAAGAGAAAAUAAGGCAACAUCAAUGAAGGAGAGAAGAGCCAGCCAGAAACUAUCCAGUAAAUCUAUCAUGGAUCCUAACCAGAACGUGAAAUGCAAGAUAGUAGUGGUGGGAGACAGUCAGUGUGGGAAAACUGCGCUGCUGCAUGUCUUCGCCAAGGACUGCUUCCCCGAGAAUUACGUCCCUACAGUGUUUGAGAAUUACACGGCCAGUUUUGAAAUCGACACACAAAGAAUAGAGUUGAGCCUUUGGGACACUUCGGGUUCUCCUUACUAUGACAACGUCCGCCCCCUCUCUUACCCAGAUUCGGAUGCUGUGCUGAUUUGCUUUGACAUCAGUAGACCAGAGACCCUGGACAGUGUCCUUAAAAAGUGGAAAGGUGAAAUCCAAGAGUUCUGUCCCAAUACUAAAAUGCUUUUGGUUGGUUGCAAGUCUGAUCUGCGGACAGAUGUUAGUACACUGGUAGAGCUCUCAAAUCACAGGCAGACCCCAGUGUCAUAUGACCAGGGGGCAAAUAUGGCCAAACAGAUUGGAGCAGCUACUUACAUUGAAUGCUCAGCUUUACAGUCAGAAAACAGCGUCAGAGACAUUUUUCACGUUGCCACCUUGGCAUGUGUAAAUAAGACAAAUAAAAACGUUAAGCGGAACAAAUCACAGAGGGCCACAAAGCGGAUUUCACACAUGCCUAGCAGACCAGAACUCUCAGCAGUUGCUACGGACUUACGAAAGGACAAAGCGAAGAGCUGCAGUGUGAUGUGAAACUUGCGUUACCUUUAAGGAGGACAAAGGAAUCUAGUGUAAAAAAAACAACACGAGCAAAACAAAAAGCUGAAGUCCAGUGAAGUGCACAGCCAAAGUCACGUGUCCCACAGGCUAGAGGCCCCUGAAAGGGUGCCUGUCUUUUUGGAAUCCUGUCCUUAGGUUCGGCAUGUAGACCGAGUGUUGAGAAGUGAAAACAUUGAAGAGUUUUGAAGUGUGACUUGAAAAAUAUGCCAAAAAAGUGAGAUUCAAAUGUGCUAGAGGUAGAUGAGGAGAAAUGCGAGUACCUCCAAGAAGAAAAAAUCACACUCUGAAUGGUGCUUGCGGUUUUUUUUGUUUUGUUUUGUUGUUUUGUUUGGCUUUUUUGUUGUUGUUGUUCCAAUCUGUUCAUGGAUCUCUACUUUGAUUUAAUUUUUAAAAUGUUUUAAUCUCCUUUACAAAAGUAUAUAUUAAUAUACCGUCCUCGUUGGGGAACUGGCACUGUGACCUUAGCGUUUAGUUUUCUAGAGGAUGUGAUCUAAUUUCCUCCUAGCUCAUCAUUAAAAUGGAAAUUGUAUCGGAACCCGUGGGAUUCCAGAGGAAAACUUCAUGAGGCUUUGAAAUCUUGCCUUCCUGAAGAUCGCCGCUGAGCGAGAUGGUUCUAAAGAAAGGCUUUUGCAGCCUUGCAAGAUGUGUAGACCAGCACUGCACAGAUCGCAUAGAUCAAAUAGAAAAAAGUGUUUUUUAUUCAGUCGGAUGUUCUGUUCAUCAUUGUGAUUGUCAUUAACAAGUGGUAAAUUGCUCAAUGUAAUAUUUUUGUGUGCUGUUUAGAAAAGAGGGUGUGUGAUUUUGUUUUGUUUUGUUUUUUGCCAUCGUUGAUAAAAAUGCAAAGUCAAAUAAAAGUUGUCUUGGUUUGAUGUCAUAGAAUGAUCCAAGAGGGAAAAUGUAGGUACUAUUUUCACCAGGAGAGGUAAUGAAGGAAUAGUAACAGAAAGCACAGUUUGUGAGUAAAGCUGUCUGGAACAAGUUACCAAAUAUACAAAGCAAAAGGACAAUUUGGGGAUGAAGCUCCAAAACUGGCAGCAUCUAAUGAUCUGCAGUUUCUUUCACUUUCUUUAAAUGAACCUCAAUUUGAGAAGGACCCCCUUACCCAAGCUUUAGAGAAUCCCUAGUAGAAAAUUAUAUAAUGUCAGUCCUGACGUAACACUAGGCCAUUUCUAGAGCGUGAUUGCUGAACCUCACUUAACCACAUUCAGCCAGGGUCCAUAUUCAAAACUUGAUUGUUGUUUCAUAGAAUAAUAAGCAUUUAAACCAGUUUACAGAUAUUUUUUGACCAGUUCCUUUUAGAGAUUCUUUCAGAAAAUAAACCUGAUGGAACCCGUUUAUUGUUGGCGCUUGUUGAAAACAAGCUUUCCUUCCAAUGAUAAUGCUUCAUUUUUGAAGUGUUGAAGCUGUGCUCCCAUUAAGUUGUGGCAGGAGAGGAGAUUAAGGUAAUUACAACACUCAGUUCUAUGUCUUACAAGCACUUUGUUUUGUCUCUGCAAGAAAAUACCAUUCCAGUCAUUUCCCAUGAAAUACAGACAUUUUACCAACAUAAUAUGCUUUGAUUGGUGCAGCAUUAUGCUUUGGGCAGUAUUACAAAAUAGCUGGCAAGUGCUUUCUGUAUUUAAAUAUUGUAAAAAGAAAAUAAGUUAUAACUGCUAUAAGGCAGAACUUGCGUUGCAUUUUUUUUUAAUGUUGAAGUCACUUUGUAUGUUUGUUUGGUCAAUGUUUCCGCAGUAUUUAUUAAAACAUACUUUUUUUUUUUCCUUCAAAUAAAAAAGUAACCAUGU